UAAUAUUUUUGUAUUUUAUGUUUUCAUUAUUCAAAAUGAAACCAUCUACAUCUAUAUCUGUAUCUUCAGGCACCUCAACAAUCAGAGGACUGGCUCAAACUCUCUUUGCUUGAACAUCUGAGCCCAGUGGGGACAAGAAGGGGGAGAAAAGCUUUACAGUACAACCACAACAGAAAAGAAAAAGGUCCCCCCCAAAAAAAAACCGCUGCUGCCUCCCCCGGAGUGACUGCUCGUUUCCAAUGGGGGAGAGAACACAGAGUGGCAAAUAUAAACAGCAGGACGGCUGUGUUGAGGGAAAUUACCUCCCUGAACCGCUGGCACGUGGCCAGCAAGAAGACAUUCAUCUGUUUCGUAUCGAGUCUGGCUCGCAAGAUGAAGGGGUGGGUGGAGUGGGGGGUGGAUGAGACGGCGAAUGAGACAGGACAGAGUGCGAUCCGACUGCAGACUGCGAAGCAGAGCCGGCGAGAGAGGGAGGCAGCAGGGCCGCAACAUCUGAAAGUUUUAAACCUGUGAUCGCUUCAGGUGAUGCAAAGCAAGCCUGGAGUUCCUUCCAGCAUGUGGAGGGAAAGCCAAGACGGCAUCAUGGAUCGCUACAGUCUGGGACAGAUUUAACUGCUGCGGCGGGGCGUUCGGCUUCAUUCUUAUGUGGAAAGCGUUGCAGUUAAAGGAAGCAAUAAAAGCUGUGGAAGAAUAUAGAUAGAAAGCCAAGAUUGAAAUGCAUUUGGCUUUGAGCUGCAGCUUGGGAAGAUACUUAAAGGACUGAGAUGCAAAAGGAGCUCAUCAAGCACCGACCUGGGAAAAAGUGGAUGACGGGAGAAUCGGCUGCGUGGGAAAGCGAGGACCUCUGUGAUCGUCUUGCUGUGGAAGUUCUGCUCGUGAUGGGAUUAUUCCAGCUCCGGAGUUUACUGCAGCGGCCCUGCUAACUUCACACCCUGAAUCUUUCAGCCAUCGUCAUUUCAAAGACUUGUCAUUCUGCUCACGGGACGAUGCAUGUUGUGCACCGGCCCUGAGCGGCCCCAGCAGACCCUGCGCCUUCGCCUGCGGGACCCAGUGACCAUGCUGACCGAGCGUCUGACAGCAGAGAGAUCAGAGCCACCGCCCACGCUCAGGCCCGCCGCAGCAUCAGCAGCAACAUGUUUCACCCGCUCAAUAACAGUUCAGAUGCAGACGAGGAGCCUGCGGCUCAGCUGAGAUGGGCCGCCCUCCUCAUCGUCAUGGUGAUCAUCCCCACCAUAGGAGGAAACAUUCUGGUUAUUCUGGCCGUGUCGCUGGAGAGAAAGCUGCAAAACGCCACCAACUACUUCCUGAUGUCGCUCGCGGUCGCCGACCUGCUGGUGGGACUUCUAGUGAUGCCCAUCGCACUCGUCACUAUUCUCUAUAACUCUAGGUGGCCUCUUCCAGACUUUCUCUGCCCAAUCUGGCUCUUCCUUGAUGUGCUCUUCUCUACAGCGUCCAUUAUGCACCUCUGUGCCAUCUCACUGGAUCGCUACAUCGCCAUCAAGAAGCCAAUUCAACACAGCCAAUACAAAUCCAGAGCCAAAGCCCUGGCCAAGAUCGCACUCGUUUGGCUCAUAUCCAUCUGUAUUGCAAUCCCAAUCCCGAUAAAAGGGCUGAAGAAUCUUCACGACAAGAACAUCACCUUCAACAGUAAUCACACAUGCCUGCUAAAACCAAACACUUUCUCAGAGUUCAUCAUCUUUGGCUCCCUGACAGCAUUCUUCAUCCCUUUGACCAUCAUGAUGAUCAUCUACCUUCUCACCGUGCAAGUGUUGCGCAAAAAGGUUUAUUUGCUGCGGUCAAAGGUGACCCAACGCUUCAGCUCCUCACCGAUCUCCACAGUUUUCCAAAGCGACCCAGCCUUAGCUUCUCCUCAAGCUGAGCAAAUGAACAUGUUGGAUAUCAGACUUCCCAGGCACCCAGAAAAACCAAACGCGGACAUGAUGACCGCUCCCACGGAGAAGGAAAUAUCUUUCCGCAGAAUGUCGACGAUGGGCAAGAAGUCAAUGCAGACUCUGAGCAACGAGCAGCGCGCCUCCAAGGUGCUGGGCAUAGUCUUCCUCCUGUUUGUCGUCAUGUGGUGCCCGUUCUUCAUCACAAACAUCACCUCGGCUCUAUGCUCCAGCUGCGUUGAGAAGGUAAUUUCCCGUCUGAUGGAGAUCUUUGUCUGGGUUGGCUACGUGUCAUCUGGGAUCAAUCCUCUGGUCUACACACUUUUCAAUAAAACCUUCAGGGAAGCUUUCACACGCUACAUCACCUGUAACUACAAAAACUGCACGAGAGACAGGCUGGGACGGCAGCUCGGCUCGACCGCUGCAGACUGGAACCUUACAAGCAUUUCGUUUAAAUCUUCCAUGGCAGAGAACUCAAAACUGUUCAUGAAGCGGGGAAUGAAGAAUGGCAUUGGACGAGUGAGCUACCAAAGUCCACUACGGUGCCAGCAGGCUGUGCAGUCACCAGGCGGUGUUCUGCUAAACACAAUUCUUUUGACUGAAAAUGAAGAUUUUAAGCAGGAAGAACAUGUGAGCUGUGUAUGAAUACAUACACAGAUGAUGUGGCUUGGUUUGAUGCAUAUUCAAAUUCAAAGACAAAGGCUUUCCCAAAAUCUAAAAAAACAAAGAUUGGAGUCUGCACCUAUGUGACAUAAUGAUGAGGCAACAAAACUUACAUUUCCUUGCAAAAGUUUUACAACCCCUUUAACAUUUUGUCAUAGAGUAGUGCGUAAUUAUGAAAUGAAAG
This is a messenger RNA of Poecilia latipinna (sailfin molly), 2736 nucleotides long. It is a transcript of the gene htr2b, whose product is annotated as 5-hydroxytryptamine (serotonin) receptor 2B, G protein-coupled. Gene Ontology annotation, biological process: heart development; G protein-coupled receptor signaling pathway, coupled to cyclic nucleotide second messenger; regulation of behavior. The coding region runs from base 1134 to 2534 and encodes 466 amino acids. The record is from RefSeq and is a predicted model, not a curated record. Gene Ontology annotation, molecular function: G protein-coupled serotonin receptor activity; neurotransmitter receptor activity. Lineage: Eukaryota; Metazoa; Chordata; Actinopteri; Cyprinodontiformes; Poeciliidae. Gene Ontology annotation, cellular component: plasma membrane; dendrite. The transcript is spliced from 4 exons.